This is a messenger RNA of Saccostrea cuccullata (small rock oyster), 1117 nucleotides long. RefSeq names its product BTB/POZ domain-containing protein 6-like. Gene Ontology annotation, cellular component: cytosol. The transcript has 3 exons. The coding region runs from base 12 to 1022 and encodes 336 amino acids. The record is from RefSeq and is a predicted model, not a curated record. Gene Ontology annotation, molecular function: protein binding. NCBI's taxonomy places the organism in Eukaryota, Metazoa, Mollusca, Bivalvia, Ostreida, Ostreidae. Gene Ontology annotation, biological process: neurogenesis.
CCGUAGUUUACAUGCAUUUGUUUGCCAAAGGACGAAAGAUGACAGAAGUCAAGACUUCGAAAAACUGGCGUUCCGGUCUCAGUGUUGCUGAUUGUAACAGAUACAUGCUUAAAAACGAGAUCCAUUGUGAUCUCUCAUUUAGAAUAGGAAAAGACGAAAAGCUUGUUCGCGCUCAUAAAUAUGUUCUUGCGAGCAGAAGUCCCGUGUUUGACGCCAUGUUGUAUGGUGGUCUGGCAGAAGCUAACGAAAUUGAAAUUCCUGACAUUGAACCACCUUCGUUUGAUGUUCUUCUCAGAUUUGUGUAUUGUGGAGAAGUUGAGGUAAAUAAAGAAACUGUCAUCGGGGCGCUCUACGCUGCUGAGAAAUACGAUAUUGAGGCGUUGAAAAAAGCGACAAUAUCAUACUUAAAACAGAAUAUAACAACGGAGACUGUUUGUACAUUUUUGGAAAAUGCCAAGUUAUUUCACUUAGAACGUCUGACUAAAAAAUGUAUAGAAUUUAUAAAUGAAAAGUGCUCAAUCAUUUUACAAUUACCGAUUUCCUUACAGAUAGGUAAGGACACCUUAAUGGAAAUUUUAUCCUCAGACAACCUAGAUAUUGAGGAGUUGAAAGUGUACCAUUUUCUGAUAAGUUGGGGUGAAGGUCAGUGUGAGGUCAAAGGUUAUGAGAAGUCGGAUGAAAAUAUCAGAAAUCAGAUAGGAGACGCCUUGUAUCAAGUCCGUUUCCAGUUCAUGGAUCUAGAUAUGUUUGUUAAAAACGUUUGCAGACGCAACAUUCUUACUUCGGAAGACAAAUUAAUUUUGCAGCAAGUGAUUGUUGGUAACCUGGAGAAAGAGAGCACAAAAUUCAAUCUCGGAAAACGAAAACCUGCAUUGAAGACCUAUAACGUUAUACGUAGAAGUAGCCCUCUUAAAGGUUCGUAUUCCGAUAAUAAAAGACUUCGUCAGGAUAGUAGGGGAUUUGACUCACGGGUACAUGUACGUACGUUUGAAAGAAAUCCUUUCCCCAAUAAUGAUACGUAAAAUUGAGCAUAACGUGUUUGCAAACUUGAUUAAAAUAGUAAAUAUAACCUACAUAGAAUGUAACUCGAGGAAAUCCGUCGGAUAUCUAGUUCAAU